Lates calcarifer (barramundi perch) is the source of this 1200-nucleotide messenger RNA. It is a transcript of the gene samd10a, whose product is annotated as sterile alpha motif domain containing 10a. NCBI's taxonomy places the organism in Eukaryota, Metazoa, Chordata, Actinopteri, Centropomidae. Gene Ontology annotation, molecular function: protein binding. Gene Ontology annotation, biological process: cell surface receptor protein tyrosine kinase signaling pathway. Bases 312 to 845 code for a protein of 177 amino acids. The record is from RefSeq and is a predicted model, not a curated record. The transcript is spliced from 5 exons. Gene Ontology annotation, cellular component: cytoplasmic side of plasma membrane.
UCAGCCAGCUGCUCGGGGGACAUUCCUGCACUGUCUUCCAGCAACUUCAGCCCACUGACACCAGCGGCGGAUGACACCGUGAACGUGAACCGGUUUUAAGGCAUUUCCUCGGUCAGAGCAGCAGGACCUGAGAGGAGGAUGUGGAGCGUCAUUCCUCCUGCCAGACCCUGCUCAAACUUUUAUCAGUGAACACAGCGCGGAGAGGAGAGGAGAGGUGGGCGCAGGACCCGCCGCAGCCCGUGUAUGUGUGUGUCGGUCGCUGGAGACGAUGGAAGACUUUGACUAGAUCCUCUCUACGGCAAAGAAACACCAUGGCUGUGGACGCGGCAUCCAGUUUCAGUUUCUGCAGGCCAGCUGUGGAGUACAGGGCUCUGCCUGAGGACUUCAAGCACCAGCUGAGUCGACGGACAGGUGGGAAUCUAACCUGGCAUGACGGGCGUGGACAGAAAACGGCAGGAGGCAGGACGGUGAAGCUGCUGCAGCAGCCGGGCACAGAGGCCCUGCAGUACCGCUCCAGUGACAGUUACGGGAUAUAUCACACGAGCCCGACACAGCCCAGCCUGAUCCGACCCGUCGUGCUCUGGUCACAACAGGAUGUUUGUAAAUGGCUGAAGAAACAUUGUCCGCACAACUACCUGACCUACGUGGAGGCGUUCUCCCAUCACGCCAUCACAGGCCGUGCACUGUUGCGUCUGAACGGGGAGAAGCUGGAGAGGAUGGGUUUAGUGCAAGAGACGCUUCGACAGGAGCUGCUGCAACAGGUGCUGCAGCUUCAGGUGCAGGAGGAGGGACGCAACCUGCAGCUGCUCAGCAGGGGUGAGGGUUCCUUUGGAAAUAUAUCAUAGCCACACUGCUGGAAGGAGUGGACACUGUGGAAUCAUGGGAUUUAUGAUCAAAAAACUCAAAUGUGAAUCAGAUCUGUGGAAUAAAUGCAUCCAGCGAGGAACGAUAUCCUGAAUUAUGAUCAUUAAAAUGAAGUCGGCAGCUUUUCAUUCCCCAUCUGCACGCUGAACAGACGUAAUCUUCAUGGACUGACUAUGAACUGUGAUGAAAUAGCACCAUGACAAUCUGUUUUGUCAAUUUAUUCCUCUGUUCUGUGAUAAUAAUUCUUUUUCUUCUCUUACUGCCUCUGCCACUUUCUCCCUCUUAAACUUUUCUAACAUCAGAAAAAUGAAAUAAAUAAACAUAUCAAUGCCUUUA